GCUUCUUCCAUUACUGAAAAAAACUUGCAGAGAAGGAACAAGAAGGUGAAAAGGGUGAGAAGAGAAAAUGGCUUCUUCAUUGUUGAGAUCGACCUUCCUUCCAUUGAUCCAUUCUCAGGAUGGCCAGUCUUAUGCAAGCUUCCCUCCUAAACCCACCUCCACCACCUUCCUCUCCAAGAAGAAGAACAGGGGAGCAGCAGUGAUAGCUGCUGCAAUGGAAAGUGAGGAGGAGAACUUCGCAAUGGUGGAAAAGUUCAGUGAGAUGAAAGAGAAAAGGAUGCUGGAUUUCUCCGGCAACAAGCCUGCCACUCCGAUUCUCGACACCAUUAAUUUCCCCAACCACAUGAAGAAUCUCUCCCUCCAGGAGCUAGAGAGCUUGGCCGAUGAGCUGAGGGAAGAGAUCGUGUACACAGUUUCCAAGACCGGCGGCCAUCUGAGCUCCAGCCUGGGAGUCGCAGAGCUCACCGUGGCUCUCCACCAUGUUUUCAACACCCCUGAAGACAAGAUCAUUUGGGACGUCGGCCACCAGACUUACCCGCACAAGAUCCUCACCGGAAGAAGGUCGAGGAUGCAAUCGAUUCGCCAGACGUUUGGGCUCGCCGGUUUCCCGAAGAGGGACGAGAGCGAGCACGACGCCUUCGGCGUCGGACACAGCUCCACGAGCAUAUCGGCUGGAUUGGGUAUGGCGGUGGGAAGAGAUCUGCUCGGGAAGGACAACCAUGUGAUUGCAGUGAUUGGAGAUGGAGCUAUGACAGCAGGGCAAGCUUAUGAAGCGAUGAACAAUGCUGGGUACUUGGAUUCCAAUUUGAUCAUCAUCUUGAACGACAACAAGCAGGUUUCUCUGCCGACGGCCACCGUCGACGGGCCGGCGCCGCCGGUCGGAGCUCUCAGCAAGGCUCUGACCCGGUUACAUUCCAGCAGGAAGGUUCGCAUGCUUAGGGAAUCUGCCAAGGAGAUCACAAAGCAGAUUGCUGGGCCGAAGACGUAUGGGCUGGCAGCCAAAGUUGAUAGCUACGUUAGAGGGAUGACUGGUGGGCCAGGGGCAAGCCUGUUUGAGGAGCUUGGGCUGUACUACAUCGGCCCAGUUGAUGGUCAUGAUGUGGCAGACCUUGUCGUCUUGUUGAAGAAGAUCAAGUCCAUGCCAGCUCCUGGACCUGUUCUCAUCCAUCUCAUCACUGAGAAGGGCAAAGGCUAUGCUCCAGCUGAAUCUGCUGCUGAUAAGAUGCAUGGUGUGGUGAAGUUUGAUACAGUCUCUGGGAAGCAGAUCAAGACCAAGACACCAACAAAAUCAUACACUCAGUACUUUGCUGAGUCCUUGAUAGCUGAGGCUGAGCACGAUAAGAAGAUCGUGGCAAUCCAUGCUGCCAUGGGAGGAGGGACAGGGCUGAACUUGUUCCAGAAGCAGUUCCCUGAGAGGUGUUUUGAUGUUGGGAUAGCAGAACAGCAUGCUGUCACAUUUGCUGCUGGUUUGGCUACAGAAGGGCUCAAGCCCUUCUGCACCAUCUACUCAUCUUUCCUUCAAAGGGGUUAUGAUCAGGUUGUUCAUGAUGUGGACCUUCAGAAGCUACCUGUGAGGUUUGCAAUGGAUAGGGCUGGCCUUGUUGGAGCAGAUGGGCCAACACAUUGUGGAGCUUUUGACACAACUUUCAUGGCUUGCUUGCCAAACAUGGUGGUCAUGGCUCCUUCAGAUGAGACAGAGCUCAUGAACAUGGUUGCCACAGCUGCAGCCAUCGAUGAUCGUCCCAGUUGCUUUAGGUACCCAAGAGGCAAUGGCAUUGGCACUGUUCUCCCACUAAACAACAAAGGAACACCUCUCGAGGUUGGGAAGGGAAGAGUGCUUAGGGAAGGAAGUAGGGUGGCUAUAUUGGGUUAUGGAACUAUAGUUCAGAACUGCAUUGAAGCAGCAGACAAGCUUCAAGCUUUGGGGUUCCAGCCAACUGUGGCUGAUGCAAGGUUCUGCAAGCCACUUGAUGGUGAGUUAAUCAGAAUGCUGGCUCAGGAGCAUGAAGUUCUGAUCACAGUUGAGGAAGGUUCCAUUGGUGGGUUCAGCUCUCAUGUCUCCCAUUACUUGGGCCUCAAUGGAUUGCUCGAUGGCAAGCUCAAGUGGAGACCAAUGCUGCUUCCUGACAGAUACAUUGACCAUGGAUCUCAGAAGGACCAGAUUGAAGCUGCUGGGCUGAGCUCAAAGCACAUUGCAGCCACUGUUCUUUCUCUAAUUGGACACAAGGAAAGCCUUCACCUUAUGGAUAUAUAGAUUGUAUGAUAAAAUAAAUUUGUCGAUUCUUUUCUUUAUUAUCUUAUAGGGGAGGGAGAACAACUACAACUAAUUGCAUUAUGUAUUACCAAUGUUUCUUUCAUUGUAUAUUAGGGAAAACCAGUGAAGAGGGUACUUAAGAAAAUAACUAGUAGCUCCCUCCCUUCCUUGUACUUUCAUUAAAUUCAAUCAAUGAUACAAAUGUUGUGCUCCAAGUAUGAAUACAGUCUAUGUAGGGCUAGCCAUGGCCCGACUCGAUCCAAAAUUGAACUACAACGAUAUAGAAUCGUACAAAAUCGUACUCUAUCUGAUUUGAUUAAACUCAAAUCUCAGUUUUGUGUCCUCUCUUCCUUUGUUUCUAAGAAGAUCCAAUGGAAUAUGGCCUGAAAAGGUCUAGAUGGAGUAAUACUCCUGUCAAAUUCGAUCCAAAUGUGAACUCGACAUGGUUCAGUUCAGAGCGGAUUAGAUCGUGGUUCACCCCUAAGUCAAUGCAUGUGUGCAUAAGUUAUAAGAAAACUACAAAAUUUUCUGAAAGCUGAAUGUUUCUUUUUUUUGUUUAUGCUUACAAAUACUCCUCCAAGUCAAUCUCUAGAGGGACAUCAUACCCAUAAACCAUGGAGAAAUCAUCCAAUUCAUCAGAUGUAAACUUUGGUAUUCUCCGGCUCUUGCCAAUUUCAGAAUCUUGUUGGCAAGUGGUCAAAAGCUCCAAAACCUCGCUCAUCGAAGGGCGCCAUGCUGCAGAUUGUCUGACACAGUAUGAAGCUGUUAGCACAACUCUGUACAUUUGGUCUGCUUCAUACUUGCCUUCCAGUUUUGGGUCAGCCAGUUCAGCUACAUUCCCAGCUUCCAUCAGUGGCUUUGCCUGGUUUUGUACCAAGAAACAUAAAACAACAUUAGAAAACAGGUUAAUGCAGUUUAUGUACCAUGUUGUUUCAAAAAACCUUUCCUUGUAUUGUACAUACCCACAAUAGAAGGUUCUGCAUUGAAGAAUCAACAGGCCUUCUCCC
Linum tenue is the source of this 3261-nucleotide messenger RNA. Lineage: Eukaryota; Viridiplantae; Streptophyta; Magnoliopsida; Malpighiales; Linaceae. The record is from the annotation of a GenBank genome assembly.